Symbiodinium natans is the source of this 477-nucleotide messenger RNA. NCBI's taxonomy places the organism in Eukaryota, Dinophyceae, Suessiales, Symbiodiniaceae. The record is from the annotation of a GenBank genome assembly.
AUGCUGGACUACAUAGCAGAUGCCCGGCUUCGACUGGCCCAGCCCGGUGCCAUUGUGGUGCCAGCUGGUGGAGCACAAUUCGCUGCCCUGGUGGCAUCUGAUUCUUUGGCGAUGGUGUCCAGUGUGCAGCCGCAGUGUAGCCAGGGCUUCGAUUUGUCGGCGAUUGGCUGCCUGCAGGACACCGGGAAGAUUUUCUUCACCAAGCAGUGGGGCUUCCGCCUGAACACGCUUCCAGACCUCGUUCAGAUGUCUGACCGCAUCUGCAUCUUCGAAGUGGAUUUCCAGAACGGCGACAGGCGUUCGGUAGCUCCUCAGAAGACCUUCAAGAUCCGGGCAAAGCGUAGCGGCAUCGUGCAUGCCGUGGUCUCCUCUUGGGAGGUCUGGAGCGAUGCAGAUCGAACUCAUCGAAUCACCACGCAUCCAGAUCCCUUUCUGAUCGGCGUUCUGUUAAGUGGUGAGGGGCUGAACACUCUGUGA